AUGCUGCUCCAAGGGAACUUGGUAACCGGUUUGGAUUCAACCUUCUCCCCACGGCCCCUCGUCCGCUCGCCAAAUCUACGCCGUUCGCCGGGCCCGAAUCUUUCGCCGUCCUUCUUCUCGUCAAGCCAGUGUGAACUCUUCACAGUCUCCGGAUCUUCCAGGAUGCUCGAUUUCGACUGCUUGCUCAUGUUCUUCUUCUCCUCCUCGAUGACCCUUAUGGGGAAAAGAUCAGGGUUUAAGGACAGAGGGUUUCUCAGCGUCACCUCGCGGCGGCGCACCUUGGAGGCGGAGGGGAUGGUUUUGAGGGCGAUUUCAGUGAUGUUGGAAAAAGAUGAGGGCAUGAGGAGUUUUAUGGGUAGGUUGGCAAAGUUCACGAUUCUUCUUCCCAAUCGGCUUCCCAUUUUGUUUGCCUUUGACUUUGAGAGAAUUUCAGUAAACGCGUGGCUAGAUAAUGUUAGUGUGGAGAUUUCAGCUAUGGCGGAGUUGGAGUGUGCUCUGGGAAGAAGAGGGCAACCGCAGAGUGAAAGUGGAGAGGUGGUUGUGGUUGGGCCUGGGCUUUUCGAUCCGAUAUUGCCAGAGCACAUUUUAGCCGCAAGAGCAAAAUUGACAGUUAUUUCCUAA
Messenger RNA from Striga asiatica, 621 nucleotides. The record is from the annotation of a GenBank genome assembly. NCBI's taxonomy places the organism in Eukaryota, Viridiplantae, Streptophyta, Magnoliopsida, Lamiales, Orobanchaceae.